Molecule: messenger RNA, 1865 nt
Organism: Xyrauchen texanus (razorback sucker)
Lineage: Eukaryota; Metazoa; Chordata; Actinopteri; Cypriniformes; Catostomidae
Product: fibrinogen C domain-containing protein 1-like
Exons: 7
Coding region: 31-1425 (464 amino acids)
Source: RefSeq, a predicted model, not a curated record
GGCGGUAUAUGGUUGGCUCUUCUCCGGAGAAUGCUCAAUGAUCGAUGGGGAAUCAUGAACAGCUCAUCGGAACUCGAAGACGGGCAGCGGGGCAAAACCCAGAGGAUGAGUUGUAGCUAUUUGUUAUGUACCAUCCUUCUCUUCGUGGCCGUUCUCCUUGCAGUCACAGUGACAGGAACCAUUCUUCUUAUGAACCACUACCAGGCUCCACCGAUGUCAGAUGGCCCGCCCCAUAUUACCACCAAUCAAGAUGAAGCCAAUGCAUUGGUGACAGUCGAGAGGGGUGAUGGAUCACGCAUCAAUAUCUUUAUCGACCCAAACUGUCCUGAUUAUAACAGUAACUUCCUGCGACUGGAAGGUGUGCAGACAUCUUUGCUGCACUCCCUUACUGACCACGAUACGGAUCUCAAAUCUGUCAAAGGUCAGGAUCGUGCGCUGUUGGUCAACUUGGCAGAGGAAGUGGCUAAGCUGUCUGCCCAUGCAGGCCAGCUAAAGAUGGACUAUGAGUCUCUGAGAAGAGGGCAAAGCAACCUGGGACAGGACUUGACCACAUUGCAGACUGAACAGAGUCGACUUAUACAGCUGCUGUCCGAGAGCCAGAUUAACAUGGUGAAGGUUGUAAACUCUGUGAGUGAUGCUCUGAAUGUCAUGCAGAAGGAUACAGGUGGUUUCAAGGCCAGAGUGAAGGCUGAUCUGCAGAGGGCACCAGUCAGAGGAGUUCGCCUUAAAAGCUGUGCAAAUGGCUCUCGUCCACGAGACUGCAGUGAUAUAUAUGUUAGUGGUCAGAAGGAAGAUGGCAUCUACUCAGUUUUUCCCACUCAUUACCCCACCGGCUUUCAGGUCUAUUGUGAUAUGAGCAUUGACGGAGGUGGCUGGACGGUGAUCCAGCGGAGGGAGGAUGGCUCUGUGAACUUCUUCAGGGAGUGGGACUCCUACAGAGAAGGAUUUGGCAAAAUCACUGGAGAGCACUGGCUCGGUUUGAAACAGAUCCAUGCUCUGUCUAUCCAAGGGAACUAUGAAUUGCGUAUAGAUCUUGAGGACUUUGAAAACAGCACAGCUUUUGCGCAGUAUGGCGUGUUUGGAGUUGGACUAUUCUCUGUUGAUCCAGAGGAUGAUGGUUACCCACUAACCAUCGCUGAUUACACUGGCACUGCAGGGGAUUCUUUGCUAAAGCACAACGGAAUGAAGUUCACAACGAAAGACCGUGACAAUGAUCAUUCAGAGAACAACUGUGCUUCGUUCUACCACGGUGCCUGGUGGUAUCGCAACUGCCACACCUCCAACCUAAAUGGUCAAUAUCUGCAUGGACAGCACACCUCUUACGCUGAUGGAAUUGAGUGGUCAUCCUGGACUGGAUGGCAAUACUCGCUAAAAUUCACAGAAAUGAAGAUUCGUCCAACGCGUGAAGAGAGGGAGAGCCAGUAAAAAGCAAAACGAAAAUGGUCAAAUAAUUUCACGUGCUAGGAAGUAAAAAAAUGAAGAAAACCACAAAAAAAUACAUGUUUAAAAGACUUAAAUAUUGAACUUACAAUGUGGGGAAACAAAAAGGACUAUUGUGUUGCUGAUACCUGAAAGAGAGCUCAUAUUGAUUGAUUAGCACUUUUUGUUUUCUGUUUUGUUUAUUAAUUGGCAGAAAUGUUGCAGUAUUAUGCGACUAAGGUCAACUCUCCAUUAAGUCCUCGUGUUUGAAGAAGGAGGGUACUACAAAAGAAGGAAGUGGUGGAGUAUGCAGAGGAUGAGAGGGAAAUGAGAGAGGGGGUGAGCAGGGGAGGUUGCUGCGGGUGUUUGUCUCUGAAAGAGGAACUCAUCUAUCUGACAGGCCAUUAGCGAACAUAUUGGCCACUUUGUUUGAUUGCAAUUGCCAA